CCGGAUCUCUUGUUACGGCCGCCAUUUUAAUACUCGGGUCGGACCGCGUAGUCAGUCAAUCUCUUUCCUUUGCGUCGGUGUCCGCGCGCUUUUUUUUUUCCCCCGCUCCCCCCUUUUUCGGCCCGUUCCCACUAUGGAGGAGAACACCGACUACGGCAGUAGCAACAACAACAACAACACAAGCUCCGGCGGUGGCGGCGGCGGCCAGGAAGAGUUCGCCGAAGGCUCGAAGAUCAACGCCAGCAAGAACCAGCAGGAUGACGGUAAAAUGUUCAUUGGUGGACUAAGCUGGGAUACGAGCAAAAAAGACUUGACCGAGUAUUUGUCUCGCUUUGGCGAAGUGGUGGAUUGCACAAUAAAAACAGAUCCUGUCACAGGGAGGUCAAGAGGGUUUGGGUUUGUGCUUUUCAAAGAUGCUGCCAGUGUGGAGAAGGUCUUGGAAUUGAAAGAACACAAAUUGGAUGGCAAGUUAAUAGAUCCCAAAAGGGCAAAAGCUCUGAAAGGGAAAGAGCCACCAAAAAAAGUGUUUGUUGGUGGACUGAGUCCGGAUACAUCUGAAGAACAAAUCAAGGAGUAUUUUGGCGGUUUUGGAGAGAUUGAGAAUAUAGAGCUUCCCAUGGACACAAAAACAAACGAAAGGAGAGGUUUCUGCUUCAUCACAUACUCGGAUGAAGAACCAGUAAAGAAAUUGCUGGAAAGCAGAUACCAUCAGAUUGGUUCUGGCAAGUGUGAGAUCAAAGUAGCACAGCCCAAAGACGUAUAUAGGCAGCAACAGCAGCAACAAAAGGGAGGCAGAGGUGCUUCAUCUGGUGGGCGUGGGGGAUCCAGAGGACGUGGCAGGGGUCAAGGCCAAAAUUGGAAUCAAGGGUAUAACAAUUACUAUGAUCAAGGAUAUGGAAGCUACAACAGUCCUUACAGUGAUCAAAGCUACAGCAGCUAUGGGGGAUAUGAUUAUUCUGGGUACAAUUACCCAAGUUACGGCUAUGGCCAGGGAUAUGCUGACUACAGUGGACAGCAAAGCACAUAUGGAAAGGCAUCCCGAGGUGGCGGUAAUCACCAAAACAACUACCAGCCAUAUUAAAGAAAUACUUGGGAAGAAACAGGUAGAGACUACAGCAAAGCCAUCUUGCAGAAGUUUAAAGGACUUGACUGGAGGGUAGUCUUCGUGACAUGAAAUUGUUUUGUAAAAGACUUUUAGUGUAUGACACAGCAGUGUCUAACUGUACAUAGUGACCGGCUAGUUUUCUUUAUGGUUUUUACUUUUUUGUCCUUUUGUCAUCUGUGUUACGAUGCCAAUGUGGUUCUUGUGUUUAUACAAUUUUAUUUGUAUUUCCUGUUGAAUGACUCAAAUAAAAAAAACUUACCUUCUGUGACUGUUGCAUUUCGAGGUUGUGCUCUUGGCACUGCUGUAUAGGAGCAGAGGUGGACAGUUUUUGAGACUCUCGUCGCCAUGCUUCCAACAGAUGCUGGGACUUGCAGGGUCAGCAGCACUGGAGUGUGCCGUGAUAUGUACCUGGAUUUAGAAAAUUGCAGUGAGGAGGCUGCAAAGAUAGAACGAUAUUUCAACAGUAGUGUCCUGUGUUGUAAUGCCUUAUGAUUUGUUAUAAUUUUGUUAACUGCUGGGAAUCUUCAGUAUAGAAAUGUUAAUAAAUAAAUUUUCAUGCAUUGAAAU
This is a messenger RNA of Thamnophis sirtalis, 1672 nucleotides long. It is a transcript of the gene HNRNPDL, whose product is annotated as heterogeneous nuclear ribonucleoprotein D like. Lineage: Eukaryota; Metazoa; Chordata; Lepidosauria; Squamata; Natricidae. Gene Ontology annotation, biological process: regulation of gene expression. Gene Ontology annotation, cellular component: chromatin; nucleoplasm. Gene Ontology annotation, molecular function: poly(G) binding; poly(A) binding. The record is from RefSeq and is a predicted model, not a curated record.